AUGUCGUAGGAGUCGCAGCUGAUAUGAGGACGUGGUUUGGUCCGGAGAGAAAAGUGGGUUUCGCUGUUCCGCGAAAAACCGUUUUUAGACAUGGAAUUCACAAUCUUUUAAUCAAUGUUUGUACAUUUUUAGAACUAUGUUAUUUAAAUAAUUAGUAAAAUGAGACAUUUGCGUGUUUUUGUCCGGGAACCUGGCGCUGUAAUGCGGACAAACUCGCCAUCGACUAAAGAAACAAUGCGGGCCUAGUUAGCACAGAAGGCUAAUCGGAUAGCUGCUCCGCCAGACUGCAGUGGGAUUUAAACCUCGGGCCAAGCUGUGAUUUUAAGCUGUUGUCACAUCAGAAUUCGCAAUGAGUUCACAGCUACAAGUCUUCUCUCCCCCCUCCGUCUCCUCCAGUGCCUUUUGUCGCGUUAAGAAGUUCAAGGUGGAGAGCAACGUUUGGGAUGUAUCCACCACAGAUGCGUACGGUUCCAUAGCUGGCCAGUCAGCAUACGCAUUUACCCCCGCCAUGGCUGUGCCUCCCUUUGCACCAUCUCUUGUUUUCCCCCCUGCAGCAUCUGGCACCAGGGGUCAAGUGGUGGUGCGUGCAGCUGAUAGCACGGGUAGUCUUCCUCGUGGAUCUAAUCGACGUGUCGCCGAGCAGGCCGCCACGUCUCACAAUCAUGACACGUCCUCUGAGACAAGGGCCCAAAGACAUGGGCACAAGAGGAAGAUAGAGGAAGCCAGUGAAGGCAGUGGGAGUGGUUGUGGCAGUGUCCAGAUACUGGAGGAGCUCUCAGCUCCUGCAGCGACUUACUCCACUCGUACGGGUGGUGGAGGAGGGGGCACGGGUCAGUCAAUACCUCACUCUGCACCAACCACAAAGAGCAGCAGCUCCGUUGGUGAGGGGGAUUAUCAGCUUGUGCAGCAUGAGAUCCUCUGCUCCAUGUCCUCCAGCUAUGAAGUCCUGGAGUUCCUGGGAAGGGGCACAUUUGGACAAGUGGCCAAGUGUUGGAAAAGGGGUACCAAUGAGAUUGUGGCAAUCAAAAUCUUGAAAAAUCAUCCUUCGUAUGCUCGUCAAGGCCAAAUUGAGGUGGGCAUCCUGAACCGACUGAGUGCAGAGAAUGCAGACGAGUACAAUUUUGUGCGCUCAUAUGAAUGCUUCCAACACAAGGGCCAUACCUGCUUAGUGUUUGAAAUGCUGGAGCAGAAUCUGUACGACUUUCUGAAGCACAGCAAGUUCAGCCCGCUCCCCCUACGGCACAUCCGACCCAUCCUGCAGCAGGUGGCCACAGCCUUGAUGAAACUGAAGAGCCUGGGACUGAUUCACGCAGAUCUGAAACCUGAAAACAUCAUGUUGGUAGACCCCAUCAGACAGCCUUACAGGGUGAAGGUUAUUGACUUUGGCUCGGCAAGCCACGUGUCCAAAGCAGUUUGUUCAACCUAUCUGCAGUCCCGCUACUACAGAGCUCCGGAGAUCAUUUUGGGCCUCCCAUUCUGCGAGGCCAUCGACAUGUGGUCCUUAGGCUGUGUGAUUGCUGAGCUGUUUCUGGGUUGGCCUCUCUACCCUGGAGCUUCAGAGUAUGACCAGAUCCGUUACAUUUCUCAGACCCAAGGUUUGCCGGCUGAGUACCUGCUGAGUGCCGGCACUAAAACCAGCCGCUUCUUCCAUCGAGGCCCCGACUCUAGUUACCCCCUCUGGAGGCUCAAGACCCCAUCAGAGCAUGAAAUUGAGAUGGGCAUCAAAUCGAAGGAGGCCCGAAAGUACAUCUUCAACUGUCUGGAUGAUAUGAUGCAGGUCAAUAUGUCUUCUCACUUGGAGGGAACAGACAUGCUGGCUGAGAAGGCUGACAGACGAGAGUUUAUAGACCUCCUAAAGCGAAUGCUUCGUCUCGAUGCUGACAAAAGAAUCACACCUACUAAAACUCUGGGUCACCCCUUUGUCACUAUGAGCCACCUAAUGGAUUAUCCCCACAGUUCCCACGUGAAAUCGUGCUUCCAGAACAUGGAAAUUUGCAAGCGCAGAAGCUCGUAUGACAACAGCAAAUCCCUGUACUCCAACAACGCUGUCCCCAGUGCUGCAACUGGGAACCUCACAGUUACCUUCAGUAGCCAACUUAACCAGCAUAACCAGGCGCCUUCUGCGGGGGGUGCGGUGCCUUUGUUGAACUACCAGCCAGCUCUCUACCAGCAGGCCACCAUCAACAUUCCUGGGCUGGCUCAGCAGAGCGUCCCGAUUCCAACGCGCCCUGCUGGGCUCUGUAGCCAGACAGAACCCUUUCAGCAGACCCUCAUCGUGUGUCCUCCCUCCACUAUCCAAGGGCUUCAACCAUCCAGCAAGAAUUCCGGUUUCCCAGUGAGGGUGGAGAACUCUGUACCCAUAGUACCUCAGAACCAGUCUGGUCAGUCGCUGCAGAUCCAGCCAAGUAUGCUCACUCAGGGUUCCUGCACGCCCCUGAUGGUGGCCACCUUGCACCCACCCCCAGCAGGCAUAGCCCCCCAGUAUUCUCUGCCCCUCGGGCUGGGAGCUGGGGUGGGUCGGCCCACCCUCCUGGAGCACACAGCCACAGUGCUGCAGGCCUGGCCAACUGGUGCCCAACAAAUCCUCAUACCGUCGUCAUGGCAGCAGGUCCCAGGUGUGGCCAUCCACAGCUCAGCCCAUCAGUCAAACGUCACCGGAUCCCCCCUGGAAGAGGUUCACUCGAACGCAGCCAUGCAGCAAGGACACAGUUUGCGGAACUUGACCCAAACCAGGACGCAGCAAGAGAGAAAGAAAGCUAAAGCCAGAUGUGGAGAGAACCGAAACAGGGGAGCAGCCUUGCUAGGCACCAUUGGUGUGAUCCCUCCCUCCUCCACUGUCACAUUGUCUCAGCCAAUCGUCAUCUCUGACACGCCCAGCCCAGCGGUCAGCAUUAUCACCAUCCACAGCGACACGGACACGGAGGACGAACGCAAGUUCCACCCUGCCAGUGUUGGACUGGGCCGCUCUGAGCGCACUAAUGUCAUCAGCUGUGUAACCGUGCACGAUUCAGACUCAUCCACAACCAGCCCCCUGACCCCCCUGCUUCGCACUAUGAACACGGCGAGCUCCUUGGCGUCACGGCAGGCCAAGUCUCUGGCAGUGGUUGCCCCUUCGGUUAAACACCAGCCACCUGAGAGGGCGGCCGUGACCCGUGGUCGUGUGGAGACUGUGAACUACAUAAAACAUAAGAGAUCCUCCAACCGACAGCCCUGCAGUUCAGGGGAGAGCCUGGAUCGGAAUGGGCUGGGACCGAGCCAGUCGCACCCUUUGAACCUCAGCCAGGUGCAGUCGGUGGUUUCUUCUUCCCAGGAGCGUUCCGGGGUGUCCCACAGUGACUCGUCUCUACACCGCCAGCAGACCUUCCCUCCAGCGGUCGCUGCCUCUCACUACAGCUUCCCCGAUGUGGCAGCCCUGGCGUCGGGCUCCACCGCGGCCACCAGCCUGUACACCUACCCAGCCUCCACAGCCCUCUCCUCAGCUUCUCAGGCCAUGGAGCAGCUGCUGGCUCGUGGUCAUGUCAGCCACGGACACUCCCCCUCCACCUAUGCAGCAACGUACACCUCAUCCACCUCGUCCUCCAGGAGAGACUCGGCCAGUCAUAAAGAGUCGGUCAGCAGCCUGCUGCAUGGCCUCCCUGCAGCGUACCAGCAUCAGUUUGCUGCUGGUUCUCCGUAUGUUAGCGUGACACCCCGAUCCGAGGCCUACAGUGCCUACCAGCUGAGCCCUAGGCGCCUCACACAGUACCCCUACAUAUAGGGAAUCUAAUGCAACCCCCCACACCCACACACACACACACACACACACACACACACAUCACAAAGGGACAAUUACAAUUUCUCUUGAUCACCUACACAUCUGCUACUUUAACUAUAAAAAGCGUUUCAUCCCAUUUCGACUCGUUCCUAUCCUCUUUUUAACAUUUUUAGUGUAUUUGAAAUGAUUUUUGGUAUUAUUUUAACGCAUCUCAAUAUUUUCCCUUAAAUAUAUUUUAUCCCAGUUGUAUUCUAUCCAGUUAAGACAUUGUGUUAACCGUGUUGAUGUUUGUGUGAAGAGAGAGUCCUCCUGUCACAAGCAGCGACCACGCUUCGGAUGAACUUUUAACAACAACAGCGGAGCUCCCAGUCCUUUAGUUUGUCACGAGCCUCUCGUCAAAGUUUCCGCACUAAUCUACUGAGGCCCUUUGCGUUUAGUGAACAUCCAGCCCACGCCCCCGUUUGUUUCCUCAUGUCGUUUUACUGUUUAAAUUAUGUCCAUGUGAAAUAGUAAGAGAGGAAGUGUUGAAAGCUGUGAUGGAUGUUGUUUUAAAUACUCACUGUGGUCAUGUGUUCAUGUAGUCAGCAGUGUUUAGGCAGGAUUAAUCAUGUUCGUAUGCAAUAGGUUAAAAACGACAUAACUUGAGUGCUGAAUGUAUGGAUCUGGAGGAAUGGUGUGAAAGCUUUUAAAUUGUUAAAUGCCUCCUUGUUUGCAAACGUAUAAUUGAUCGGACAGAUCUUUAUAUAAACAUGUGAUCCCUAAUUUGUGUUGGACCUAUUGUUGCUAACGCUGAUCUAAGGCCAGUUUUACUCGUGAGAUGUUGACUACGACGCUGUAACAACUGUCCACUGUGCUGCACAAAAACUAAUUUAUACAAGUAUUUGCAUAUUGUUGGAAAGAUGGUUUGUCUGUUGGGUCUAUUCAGAGUUUUAUUCAGACACGCGCUUCUUCCCUGCCAGAAAGGCGUUUUGUUUUCUGCAGAUUCCUCCAGCGUAGGAAGAUGGCGGCGGCUGUGUUCAGACUUGUUUGACAGCGUUUCCUGUUUCUUUUUCAAAACAGGAAAUUUGUGAAUGGGGCACUGACUUGUUUCUAUUUAAUCCACCUGUCAUUGCAUCGGUUCUGGGUUGUCUAAAUAUUUAACUGUUCAUCAUCAUAACAUAGUUGUAGUCAACGAGGCGUCUUGGUAUAAUGAUUUCAGGGGAAAGGGUUCCAAUAAUCCACCGUCACCAUUUCCAAUUAAAUAAACACAAUCUCACACUGCC
Nothobranchius furzeri (turquoise killifish) is the source of this 5016-nucleotide messenger RNA. It is a transcript of the gene hipk1b, whose product is annotated as homeodomain interacting protein kinase 1b. Gene Ontology annotation, molecular function: protein serine/threonine kinase activity; protein tyrosine kinase activity; ATP binding. Gene Ontology annotation, biological process: smoothened signaling pathway; peptidyl-serine phosphorylation; intrinsic apoptotic signaling pathway in response to DNA damage by p53 class mediator. NCBI's taxonomy places the organism in Eukaryota, Metazoa, Chordata, Actinopteri, Cyprinodontiformes, Nothobranchiidae. The record is from RefSeq and is a predicted model, not a curated record. Gene Ontology annotation, cellular component: cytoplasm; PML body; nucleus.